Rhodotorula toruloides NP11 is the source of this 1839-nucleotide messenger RNA. Its product is annotated as Pleckstrin-like domain-containing protein. The transcript is spliced from 6 exons. Bases 1 to 1839 code for a protein of 612 amino acids. Lineage: Eukaryota; Fungi; Basidiomycota; Microbotryomycetes; Sporidiobolales; Sporidiobolaceae. The record is from RefSeq and is a predicted model, not a curated record.
AUGACGCUGGACUUGUCUGAUCCGGCAAUCAGCACAGCAUACGAGGCGCUGCUCAGCGCGGAGGGCGCUGGAGUAGACUGGCUGAUCUUGGGCUAUGGUGGAGCUCAGAACAAGCUUGCGUUACUGGCCAAGGGCAGCGGCGGGCUCGAAGAGCUGAGAGGGAGACUGGUCGCUGGCGAGGUGUUGUACGGGUUGUUGAAGGUCGAGGGUCGGACUCUGCUGUGGAGCCAGGUCCCGCACGAGGUUGGCGGCGUCAAGCGCGCACGAGCACUUGUGCACGCACGCACAGUUGCAAACUACUUCUCGCAUUACAGCAGCCUGACUUUCGCCUCGCCCGCCGACCUCGAACCCUCAGUCGUCUCGAUCCGCCUCUUCCACCAGACUCCCUCCGCGCACGCUUCUCCAGCCAUCCAGCAGCUCCCUUCACCCCGCUCGCAGCAGCACUCGCCUGAGCCGGCGGCUGGACGGAGACCGUCUGUUCCUGAGGCAUCGUAUGCGUCUGAAUCCGCGAACGGCGACCCUCGAGCUCGCUCGGCAACGCCCACUCGCGGCCUCUUCGGCGUACCUACCCUAUCGACUCAUCCUCCGCACACCGCUGUCCCACCGCGAACCGAACACACCACGCCUGCCGCCUCUCCCUCCUCCGGCUAUCCUGCUCAUCUCGCGCAUCCAGCCAGCGCACCAGCGCAGGCAGCCCCUCACCCCCUCUCCGAAGUCGCCUCCAUCCCGACCGCGAGUUCGCCUCGAACAACACGCAAUCUCCCCCCGCCCCAAAACUCCCUCAGUGUCCCGCCCGCUUCCCCUCCUACCUUCGCCUCUUCGCCCGCCAGCAGUCCAGGACUCUUUGAAUCGGCAGCAGCAGCGAUGCUCGUCGCCUCGCCCUCCGACUCGAGCAUUGUCCUGUCGGCUCAGGAAGUUCCCACAGACGUCGCUGAGGAGGAACAGAGCAUGAGGCGUGCACCGCCGCCCUCUGCAGCUACCACUGUGCCAGAGACACAUUUGCCGGUAUCGGACAUUCAGAGUCGGACAGAGGCGUUGCAGAUGUCGGACGGCGACGCACAUGAGAAAGAGGCGGCGGUGUUGGAGGAGCCUUUACGGACGGCGGAAGAGGAGGCUGAGGAUCGUCGGCUGAUCGAGGAGGAGUUGGAGCGCCGGCGAGUGGAGGAAGAGGAGGCGCGGCGAAGAGCGGCGGAAGAAGAGGAGGAGCUUCGUGCGCAGGAGGAAGAGCGCUUGCGGCUCGAAGCUGAGGCGGAGCGGGUACGGCAGGAGGAGGAGCGUCGGCUCGCUGAGGAGGCGAGGAUUGCGGAGGAAGAACGAAGAGCGGAGGAACAGCGGCUGGCGGACGAAGCGGAGCGGUUGAGGCUGGAAGAGGAGGAGCGAACGCGGAAGGCGGAAGAGGAGAUGCGGCUGCUGAUCGAGCGACAGCGCCUUGAGAAACAGCUGCGGGAGGAAGAGGAGGCGCGACAGAGGGAACAGGCGCGGCUGCGCGAGAUCGAGGAGCGGAAGCAGCGGCUGGUGCAGGCGCGUGAUUCGGGCGGCGUCAUGCUGAGCGGGACGGUCAACGUCCAAGGUGGCGGGUCCAUGCUCUGGAAACGCCGUUUCUUCCAGGUUCGCGGGUCGGGCCUCGAGCUGUUCAAGGGCGAAGCGGAUGCGGACCAGCCUCUCGACACGGUCGCAGGCGACCACAUCGUCAAGAUUACCGACAACCCAGAAGAAGCACUCGUUCCGCACUCGUUCAAGCUCACGCUCAGGGACGACGACGAGUAUCUCUUCUAUUACAACACGGAGGAAGAGAAGAGUCGCCUGGUCGAGGCGCUGAACUGCGCCAUGCGGCGGUAG